Messenger RNA from Candidula unifasciata, 1551 nucleotides. NCBI's taxonomy places the organism in Eukaryota, Metazoa, Mollusca, Gastropoda, Stylommatophora, Geomitridae. The record is from the annotation of a GenBank genome assembly.
AUGUAUUCACCAACACAUCCCAUUUUGAGGCAGCUGUAUCAAGGUAAACAGCUCUUACACUUGCUGAGAAUGACUUCCCUUGAAAGUGUCAGAACGGCUGUUAGCCUCCAGCACGAUAAGGCCUACAUCGACGGUAAAUGGGUGUCGGCCAAAUCUGGAAACACUUUCAAAGUAUUGAACCCCUCCACUGGGCAAGUGCUGGGAUCUGUGCCAGACAUGGACAGGUCAGAUGUGCAGCAGGCCAUCGAUGUUGCUUACAGAACUUUCCAGACUUGGAAGAACACCACAGCCAAGGAGAGGAGUAUUGUCUUAAAGAAAUGGUUUGACCUCUGCCUGCAGCACAAGAAGGAGCUAGCCACUCUACUGACCUUGGAAAUGGGCAAGCCUGUCUCCGAGGCUGAAGGAGAGAUUGUCUAUGGUUCAGGUUUUCUGGAGUGGUUUGCUGAGGAGGCUAAACGUACCUACGGUGACGUCAUCCCCCAACCCACUAGCAACAAGAGGAUGCUAGUGCUGAAACAGCCUGUAGGCGUAGCAGGCUUGAUUACACCUUGGAAUUUCCCCAAUGCCAUGAUCACACGUAAAGUUGGAGCUGCUGUCGCUGCCGGCUGUACGGUUGUGUUGAGACCAGCUGAAGAUACACCUCUGUCUGCUCUAGCCCUUUGUGAGCUGGCAGAGAAAGCUGGUCUCCCACCAGGUGUCUUCAAUGUUGUCACUAGCAACAGGGAUAAUGCUGGACCAAUCGGCAAGGAGCUCUGUGAGAACUCUCUAGUCUCCAAGAUUUCUUUCACUGGAUCCACGGCUGUAGGCAAGAUCCUGCUGUCACAGUGUGCCAGUACUGUAAAGAGAGUGUCCCUGGAACUUGGAGGAAAUGCCCCGUUUAUCGUGUUUGACAGCGCAGAUGUUGACCUGGCUGUCAGCGGACUCAUGAGCUGUAAGUUCAGGUGUUCAGGCCAGACUUGUAUCUGUGCCAACCGUGUGCUAGUACAAGCUGGCAUCUACGACAGGUUUGUGGAAGCCCUGGCCAAAGUCAUCAAGUCUCAACUCAAGGUCGGCGAUGGCCUCAGUGCUGCCACCACCCAAGGUCCUCUUAUUAACGAGAGAGCCGUGGAAAAGGUGGAUGGCCUGGUGAAGGAUGCGGUCAGUAAAGGUGCCAGUGUUGUCUGCGGAGGCAGCCGGGAUAGUCUGGGAGCUAACUUCUACCAGCCCACCUUGCUGUCUGGCGUCACCUCCAGCAUGAGGAUUGCACAGGAGGAAAUAUUUGGUCCAGUGGCUUCAGUCAUCAAGUUUCAGACGGAAGAGGAAGCCCUUGCCGUCGCCAACAGUGUGACUUCUGGUCUAGCAGGUUACUUCUACACCUCAGACAUCGCCCAGGCGUGGAGAGUCUCGGAGAAGCUGGAAUACGGUCUCGUUGGGGUCAACGAAGGUGCCAUAUCCACUGUGGAGUCUACAUUUGGGGGCUGGAAGGAGUCUGGCAUCGGUCGAGAAGGUGGCAAAUACGGAAUUAAUGAGUACCUGGAAAUGAAAUACGUUUGCUACGGGGGAAUUCAGUAA